AUGCAUUCGUUUGCCGACUGUCCACUCCGAACAUUCUGCUCUAUCACCACCGCAGACUAUGCUCCCUUCCCAAUCCUCAACUUAGACUUGCCCGCCCUCGACCUCAUCCUCUCCUACUUACAAUCCUCAACUGCCCGCUCCUCAGCCUCGUCCCUCUUCCACUCCUCCAACGAUAACAAUGCAUCCAAUCCUUCUGUCUCCUCCGAAGAAGCCAUCCUUGCGCAACGGAGGACAAGGGCCCUGCAGUUCCUCAGAGGGCGACCUGUUGAGGAUCUGUUGAUUGUCGAUCAUGAGUCCUGCCUCACGUCGAUCACUGGUGCAGACGGUGCUGUCCAAUCAUAUAUCCUCGCCGACAAUAUUCUCCAACAACUCCACUCUUAUACUUUCAACAUCAGUCGCUCCGACAGCAGCGUGAGCGGGGGAUUCAUCCAAAAACCCCGUUCACCGGCUCGCUCACAGGAGCAGCAGUUACUGGAUCAAGUCGUCCCAUCCUGGGAGGAGACAGACGAGUGUUCUACUAUAGAUCGAUCCUUCACCGAGUCCCAGCAGGCCUGUCGGGUCUAUGUCCUCAAGGAUGUCACAGAGAUGCACAGUCUCGCCCUUGCUGCCAGAGCAGACGCCCUGAAGAAGGAGCGCGCCUCAGCCUCGCGUCGAUCGGCUGAUGGUCGUAUGGUCACGGCUAUGACCAAUACUUCCGUUAUGUCCUAUGUUCAUCCAGACGACACCCGCGCUCUCUGCCAGGGACUCGACCGCGCCUGUAAGACCCUGUACGCCGUCUUUCGCGUCCGCUGGCGUCUUGAGGUUCAGGAGCACCUCCUAGAGUCUGAUCACCAACAUUUCCCCGUGAUCGCGGCCAAGACCAAGAUGGGGUCUGUCCGCCGCAUUGAGUUUCAGGGAGAGUCCUUUGAAGAGUAUGUCGAUCCGACCGCUGUUCCUGAAGCCUCGUUCACGUCCAGGGUCUCGAACGAUGGUCACGCCUUGGCCAAGUAUGUCUGGGCUGAGGUCACAGGAGUUCUCUCCAACAGUCAAGCCUUGCUUGUUGUCCGCCCAUUGACCUCUGCCGAACUCUUUGAUCAGGCCAAGGAGGCCUCUCUCGCGAAUGCCGCCGCCGCAGCCGCAGCAGCCGCAGCAUCCAGCAGCCUGAUCACGUCCUCUCGUCGCAGCAACGCCCGAGGCCAGCUCAUCCAGGAGAAGGGGUGGAAGACAAAGUCCAAGAGGAUGGAUCUUGAGGAAGGCAUGAGGAUGCCUAAGCAGCUCAACCUGUCGGCCUUCACGUGUCUCUCUCGCCAAGAUGAGAUGGGUCUGAGGAUGCCCGGUUCCCUCCCCUUGUCGACCUCGACCUCUUCUCAGCAGCUGAUGACGGCGACUCGAUGCCGCCACCUAAGUGGCCAUGCCAACCCGAUGCCGUCCUCCCUCACCUUCUCCUCGAAUGCGGCGUUGCCCUGGUCGGGCAUGUUUGUGACGAUUGCGUUGAACGCCUGGAGGCAGUGGAUCCAGACCGUGCAUGCGGGUCAGGCACAGUUCCAGGAUUGGUGCGAGUACUUGUUGGAGACGACGAUUGACCAGGUGAUUGAGAGUUUGUCGUUGGGAUUGACACUCCUGGGCAUUGAAGAGGCUCCCCGAUCGAACGGUGAUACCAACACUGCUGUUACCGACGGAUCGUAUCAUCAGCUUCAGGUUGAAGAUGGAAGGCAGAAGGAGGAUUCUGCGGUGCAAUGCGUCCACCAGAAGGCCUUGGAGCCCGCUCACCCUGACACUACCACUACUACAUAUACUACCACGACCACCACUACCACUACCACAACGACCUCCACAUUUUUCCAACAACAGCAACAACAAAAGGCCGCACGACACCAACAGACACUCUCGGGCCUCAACCGUGCAGGCAAGAUCCUGCAGAGCAAGUACCCGUCGAUCGAGGGCGUUGUCCGCAACAUUGGCAACAGCUGGUUAGGCCAAAAGAUCAAGACCCGCUUAGAGCAGAGGCUGGAUGUUGUUGCGGAUCAAGUCGUUGACUGGUGGGAGGCGGGUGCUGAGGUUCCCUUGCCUCUUCCUUGUACUCUUGCCUCGUGGUCUUCUCUUAACAGGUCUGCUUCUUCGUCGUUUUCAUCGUCCAGUGGUGGCGCGACUGUGUCCGAGUUGGACGAGUCGGAUGCGCUGUUCAUGGCGGAGGAGGCUCCUGUUGUUGGUGUCCCUUGUGACAGCCACACCACCCCAAUCCUUGUAGAAUAG
Molecule: messenger RNA, 2232 nt
Organism: Linnemannia hyalina
Lineage: Eukaryota; Fungi; Mortierellomycota; Mortierellomycetes; Mortierellales; Mortierellaceae
Source: the annotation of a GenBank genome assembly